GUAUUUAUAUAUCUUUGCCCCCUGUUUAGGACAAGGCUAAAUGAGAAAUGCCUUUUUCUGUUUUACGAUUGUGUGUGUGUGUUAUUCAAGGAUAUGGUGCUCCUUUAACUGUAGCAAGCCGCGAGUGUGUUGGCAAGGUGAUAGCUUCUAUUUUUGGGAAAUUCUGAAGGCGUUGUCAAGAUAGGCUAUCUGUAAAAGGGAAAAGCUAUUAAUGGACAGUACUAUGCAUCAUAAGUAACACAGCGGAAGUCAUGUCGAAACAGAGGGAAGCUGAGGACAGAUAUGCUCUUGCUCCACGAUAACACACAGCAAACUGUGGCUUUGAAUGGCUACCCUAUCCCUAGACUACUAGAUUCAGCUCCAUCUUACUUCUACAUGUUUCAUAAGUUAAAUCCCACCAACAUUUUCGAAACAAUGAUAAGGUCAUAACUGUUGUGGAGGAGUUUUUGAUGGUCCAGGACGCCACCUUCUUUUGUGAUGUCAUUGUCUCGCUUGACCAUCGUUUAACCAAGUGCAUUGAUGUCGAGGGGACUGUACAGAACAAUUGUGAAAAACUGUCUUGUUUCUGCCACUCCUUCUUGGUGUGAAUUAGAAGUUUUAAUUCUCACAUGACCCUUGUAGCAGCGGGUCAAAUUCCAUACAGGAGUGCAAAAAACCAUAACUCAGAAGUAUACACAGCUAUUGUAUUGUUUACAUCUAUUGCUGACAGUGUAGCAUUCACAUUUCUGUAUUUCUCGAAGGACUACAAUGUAAUCCUAUACUUAGUCCAUGACACUCCAAAUCGAAGGAAACCAAACCAGUUUUACAUUUCCGUUGGGAGUUACGUCACAGAUCGAGUUCUACGUUCGCAGCGAUGAUUAUUUUCGAAUUUUUGUCCAACACAAGGCCGUGGAGAAGGACAAUUACAAUACGAUGUGUGUUGUGACACAAUCAGCAAGUAAAGUCUGUAAUACCACUAACAGCAUCUGCCGAUGUCCUGAAGACCCUGACGAUGCUUUCAUCUUAAAUAAAACUUUCCUGCAGAGUGAUGCCGGCCUGUGGGUGUUCUGGCCUUGGCAACAAAACAACAUCUCUAAGACAGUCAAUGUUAGCAUUAGUGAUUCCGCCUUGUGGACACAAUCGCCUUUUGUGUUAUCGACAUCACAAGCCCUCCGUGAGAGAAAUAUAAUUUUCGACAAAUCCCUGACAUUGCAAAUCGAAGGAAACAAAACCAGUUUUACAUUUCCGUUGGGAGUUACGUCACAGAUCAAGUUCUAUGUUCGCAACGAAAAGGAUUUUCGAAUUGUUGUCCAACACAAGGCCUCGGAGAAGGACAAUUACGAUACGAUGUGUUUUGUGUAUCAGUCAGCAAAUAUAGGAUGUAAUACCAGUAACAACAUCUGCCGAUGUCCUCAGGACCCUGACGAUGCUUUCAGCUUGAAUAAGACUUUCCAGCAGAGUGAUGCCGGCCUGUGGGUGUUCAGGCCUUGGCUACAUCACAGCAUCUCAAAGACAGUCAAUGUUAGUGUCGUGGAUUCCGGCUUGGGGACAAAAUCACCUUUUAAAUUACAGACAUCACCAGUCCUUCGUGAGACAACAAGAGUCCCAAAGGAUGUACUCAGCCAGACAACCAAAACGUCUGCCAUAUCAACAAGCCAAUCGCAGCUGACAACGAAAGAUACAACUAGCAUCGCCAUCAUCGUCACGCAGCUGACAAAGACAGAAAAAACAAACAUCCCCAUCAUCGUCGAGCAGCUGAUAAAGACAGAUGUAACUAGCAUCGCCAUCAUCGUCGUGCUGAGCUUCAUCACGCUCUUGGCCAUCGUCUUGACCUCGGUAGUCUGGAGACAUCAAGGUAUUAUCACGAGGCUGCGCCGACCUCCAGUCAUCCGUGAGUAAACAGAGAAAUUAAGGGAACAUGAUGUGUGAUAUGUUGUAGAUGUCCGUUAAGUACUAUGACGUCAUUAUGACAUCCGGGAUGUUAUAAUGACAAUUGUGACAUUUCGUUGAUGCCCUCGUCAAGUGAACUUGUAUUAGAGGUUUAUCACUGGAAAUAGAAACAUCAGGAAUAUUACUUGGACUAUUUUGCUUAAUCUGUUAGUAUUUAAGUAGCUGUGAUAUUAUUGUCAACUCUCGUGCGAGGUAAUUUGGUUGAUGCGCGCCGCUGGGUGUAGUGGAACGGAUAAAGUAUCCAGUCUCUGGAUGAACUAUCCCUUACUUGACAGCUCAUGUUCCGCGAUGACAACACGACCUUGCGGGUGAUGCUGUCACGUGACUCAUCCUCUCUCUCUCAUCCCAUCCUCUCCUUUCACUCUCCUUCUCCCCAAUAUCUCUCUUCUAAAGUGUGUGUCUCGCUGUGUAUACCUGUGUGUUUGUGUAUGUGUCUCUGGGUGUGUUCAUAGAGGCAAGAAACGCCACAAACUAAGAGAUAAAUGACCAUCAAUAACUCGUAAUUCUUGACCUUUUCAUGCGGAGUAAAUCAUUUUCGCUUGGUUUGAACUUGAUUUACCUGCAUUAGAUUGAUUAAGUACUGUAACGGUACACACUAGUACGACAGAAUGUUGACAAGUUACAGCCAUUGUGCCGCUGAAAGGAGAGAAAAUUUACCCAGAUACAUCACAGACACCUAAAGCCAUGUAAGUACUAAAGAUUAUAAUUAAUUCUUUUUUGUGCUUUUUGUAAACACAAUCUAAUAAAUCUACAUUAAGUUGACGUGGUACAUAUAUAGAUAUCUAAAUACUUCUAUGAUCACAUUCAGCAAUCUCUUAAUGUACCGUCGUUAAAAGUUUCAACGGCCACAGUUCAUUUUUUUUAAAAAAGUGGCAAUCCAGGCUUCAUAUACCUUUUUAUUUACCUAAUAGGUCAAAGUCAAUGUACACCCACAGGGCUGCCUGCAGACUACCUCUCUGAAAGACUAAUGACUUCACAAGUCGUUGGAAGGAAAGAUGUGUAAAUCCACCGAUACAGCACUUUCAAGAUGUCCAACUAUUCAACUACACAUCAUUUUGUG
Messenger RNA from Pomacea canaliculata, 2989 nucleotides. RefSeq lists its product as uncharacterized. Lineage: Eukaryota; Metazoa; Mollusca; Gastropoda; Architaenioglossa; Ampullariidae. Bases 769 to 1878 code for a protein of 369 amino acids. The record is from RefSeq and is a predicted model, not a curated record. The transcript is spliced from 7 exons.